AAUGGAAAAGUGUCCAUGCUGCUGCCCAUACUAACAGAAUGUGAUCAGAUUCCAGAUAACAGGGACGAGAUUCCCACUGCUGAGGCUGUGUCGGCUCACCCUCAUCUACAGGCAAUCGCUUCGCAGAUUCCUCCUCUGGAUCCAUCAGCAGAAAUCCUUCUCCUGUUGGGCAGGGACAUUAUCCGAGCUCACAAGGUCCGCAGUCAGGUGAAUGGUCCAAACAGUGCGCCUUAUGCUCAACGCCUUGAUCUGGGAUGGGUAGUUGUAGGUGAUGUCUGCCUCUCAGGUGCCCAUAAACCCACAGUGAACUCUUUUAAGACAAACAUUCUUAACAACGGCCACCCUACUUACCUCAGCCCCUGUGAAAACAAGUUCUAUAUCAAGGACAAAUACACAGAAAGCCGUCAUACACUUGAUAAGACACGAGUUGAAUUGGGCAGGAACAUUUUCCAGCAAACUACAGAUGACGACAAAGUGGCACUUUCAGCAGAAGAUGCUUUGUUCUUGGAAAUUAUGCACAAAGGCUUUGCAAAAGAUGAUGCGAAUAAUUGGGUAGCUCCACUCCCAUUCCGGACGCCCAGACAGCGUUUGCCCAACAACAGGCACCAGGCCCUCAGUCGUUUAAUGUCACUCCGCAAAACGCUGAAAAGGAAACCUAAAAUGAGAGAGCAUUAUGUUGAGUUUUUGGACAAAAUCUUCAGUAAAGGCCACGCCGAACCAGCUCCUGCUCUUACUCCAGACCAAGAAUGCUGGUAUCUCCCUAGUUUUGGAGUUUACCACCCUCAAAAGCCAGAGAAAAUUAGGGUAGUCUUUGAUUCGAGUGCUCAAUGCUGCAACGUUUCUCUCAAUGACGUGCUACUUAAAGGGCCAGAUCUUAAUAACACUCUUGUGGGAGUUCUGAUGCGUUUCAGGUCUGACCCAUACGCAGUCAUGGCAGACGUCGAGCAAAUGUUUCACAACUUUCUUGUCAGGGAGGACCACCGUAACUACCUUCGCUUCUUGUGGUUCAAAAAUCAUGAUCUGGAUGGAGAAGUGCAGGAAUUCAGGAUGAGAGUACACGUAUUUGGGAACUGUCCCUCCCCAUCAGUGGCCAUCUAUGGACUGAAACGGUCAGCGAUGGAGGGAGAAAAAGAAUACGGCAGUGAUACAAGAGCAUUCAUUGAACGUCACUUUUAUGUAGAUGACGGACUAAAAUCAUUCUCCUCCACAGACGAGGCCAUUGACGUUCUCUCUAGAGCUCAGAAGAUGCUGGCUAAGUGUAACAUACGGCUGCACAAAAUCUCAUCUAACUGUCCUAUAAUCACAGGUGCUUUUCCAAGUGAGGACCUUGCAACGGACAUGCAGGGCCUUGAUCUGGGGCAGACUACCCCACCCAUGCAGCACAGCUUAGGCUUGGGCUGGGACCUGUCCACAGACCUGUUCAAGUUUCAGGUGACAGUCAAUGAAAAGCCCUUUACCAAACGAGGGGUGCUGUCAGUCAUUAAUAGUGUGUACGACCCGCUUGGCUUUGCGGUCCCAGUCAUUGUGGAAGGCAGGGUCAUACUGAGAGACAUCUCCACUGACAUUUGUGAAUGGGACACUGAACUGCCUAAAGACAAAUUACAUCAGUGGCAACAUUGGAAAGACUCCCUCAAAUAUCUGCAACAACUUGGAAUCCCCAGAAUGUACACCUCAAUAGCACUAUCUACAGCUCUAAACAAGGAGAUCCAUGUUUUUUGUGACGCCUCCACUAAGGCAGUGGGUGCUGUUGCUUACCUCAAACUCACAGAUAGAGAUGGACACAGUGAAGUGGGUUUCCUUCUCGGCAAAGCACGGCUUUCCCCAAAACCAGACAUCACUAUACCCAGACUUGAACUUUGCGCAGCAGUCCUGGCUGUUGAGGUGGCCGAGUUAGUACUGGAGGAGCUAGACAUUGCAGUCGAACAGGUGAACUUCUACUCUGACUCCAAAGUAGUGCUCGGUUACAUCUUUAACAAAAAGAGACGCUUUCAUGUUUAUGUGCACAACAGAGUGGAACGUAUUAGGCGCUUUACACAACCUCACCAGUGGCAUUACGUGCCCACUCAUUUAAAUCCCGCCGAUCACGCCACACGAGCACUACCUGCUGAGCAGCUCUCAAACUCCACAUGGAUCAGUGGACCCGCUUUCCUGUCCAAUUCAGAAAAAAGUCACACACAAGCAGAGUUGUUUGAUCUUGUAGACCCAGAUACUGACAAUGAACUGCGACCUGAGGUCACUACUUGUGCCACCACUCUCUCAAAGGACAGACUCAGUAGUGUCAGAUUUGAAAAGUUUUCGAGUUGGAACGCCCUACUUAAAGCUAUAGCCAAACUCCAACACAUUGCCCAGUCAUUUAAGCCGAACACAGAGAGCUCCUGUCAUGGCUGGCACAACUGUAAAGAACAGUUAACUGAAAAACAACUCAACCAAGCGAAGAACACUAUCAUUCGCAUUGUUCAAAGAGAAGUUUACGCAGAGGACAUAAGACAAGUUGAGAAAGGUGUGCCCCUUAAGAACUCAAGCCCACUUAGCAAACUGAGCCCUAUCAUCGACACUAAUGGAAUCCUCAGAGUGGGUGGGAGACUAAAACGUGCACAGUUGACAUCAGAUGAAACCAAUCCCAUACUCAUCCCUGGAAAGCACCACCUUGCCCAGCUCAUUAUAAAACACUUCCAUGGGAAAGUAUGCCACCAGGGCAGACAUUUUACUGAAGGGGCAGUUAGGACUGCAGGUUUUUGGAUUGUGGGAGGUAAAAGAGCAAUAAGCAGAGUGAUAUUCAACUGCGUCACAUGCCGCAAACUAAGGGGUAGACAACAGGAGCAGAUCAUGGCUGAUCUACCAGAGGACAGGCUGUCCACGGACCCUCCUUUUACACAUGUAGGCCUUGAUGUGUUCGGCCCCUGGCCUGUCGUAGUCAGAAAAACACGCGGUGGGCAAUCGGAUGCUAAGCGAUGGGCAGUCAUAUUUACAUGUAUGAGCACACGUGCCAUUCACAUUGAGACUAUAGAAUCAAUGGACACGUCAUCAUUCAUAAAUGCCCUACGUCGUUUCUUCGCCAUCAGGGGUGCAGUCAAACUUCUUAGAUCCGAUUGUGGGACAAAUUUUGUGAGCGCCUGCAAAGAGCUGCAAAUAGAUAGACAGGGCUGUCACAAUAGUAAACUUCACAGCUUUCUCAAAGACUCUGAGUGCAAAUGGCAUUUUAACCCCCCACAUGCAUCUCAUAUGGGUGGCUCCUGGGAGCGCAUGAUUGGGGUCACACGCAAAAUCCUUGAUGCAAUGCUCCUAGAACAGAAAAAUGCAAAACUUACUCAUGAGAUAUUAGUGACAUUAAUGGCUGAAGUCACUGCAAUAGUGAAUGCUCGUCCGCUCACAGCGGUUUCUACAGAUCCAGAAAACCCAGCCAUUCUUACCCCUGCCAUGCUACUCACACAAAAAGUUGGGAACCCACCAGUCCCACCAGGUCAGUUUGAAAGCAGGGAUCUUUUCAGAGCCCAAUGGAGGCGCGUGCAAUACCUCGCAAAUGUUUUCUGGAGCAGAUGGCAAAAGGAAUACCUCUCAGGACUUCAGAACCGCCGCAAAUGGAAAACAGUAAAACCGAAUCUACAAACAGGAGAUGUUGUUCUGCUAAAGGAGGCUCUUGAACAUAGGAACAACUGGCCACUUGGACGCAUCACCAAAAUCUUCCCAAGCGAGGAUGGACUUGUCAGGAAAAUAGAAGUGAAGAUUUUCCGCAAGGGUGAACUCAGAUGCUACAUAAGACCUAUAAGUGAGGUUGUGUUAUUGGUGUCUAAGGACAGUACUUAAAAUCAGGUACUUUGUUUCAUUGUAUUUUACCUGUAUCCACAUGCUAGUUAUGGAUGACAUUUUAUAGAUGUCAGGCGGGGAGUAUUCUGUCCCUCUGUGUUCAAUAGUAUUGUAUUAGUUUGCUGGUGCAUUUCUUUAUCUUACCGCUAGGGGUCAGUACCUCUUUUAAGGGUUUCUUCUUCUAUUAUAUAUUGAGUGUGCUCCUCAUGAUGUGUUGUUAAAAAGUUUGUUACAUGCAGUGUGAGAAAAGGUUCAGAGGCUUUGACAUGCUAUUCUCAUCUCAGACACCUUAUAUCUUCGGGAAGCUUUGAUAUGCCAUAAUCUUUUUACAAUCAAGAAAAAGAGAGGUCUACAGUAAAGACACAAAAGAAGGAAAAAACUGUGUCUGGUCAUUAUUGGAACCACCUUCUCUUACUAAUGUUUAGCUCGCUGCAUAGGCUGAGUAGCCACACACUCAACCGAGGG
Messenger RNA from Misgurnus anguillicaudatus (oriental weatherfish), 4269 nucleotides. RefSeq lists its product as uncharacterized. Gene Ontology annotation, biological process: DNA integration. Gene Ontology annotation, molecular function: RNA-DNA hybrid ribonuclease activity; nucleic acid binding. The record is from RefSeq and is a predicted model, not a curated record. NCBI's taxonomy places the organism in Eukaryota, Metazoa, Chordata, Actinopteri, Cypriniformes, Cobitidae.